Molecule: messenger RNA, 2026 nt
Organism: Dicentrarchus labrax (European seabass)
Lineage: Eukaryota; Metazoa; Chordata; Actinopteri; Moronidae
Product: protocadherin gamma-A12-like
Exons: 2
Biological process (GO): homophilic cell-cell adhesion
Cellular component (GO): plasma membrane
Molecular function (GO): calcium ion binding
Source: RefSeq, a predicted model, not a curated record
AAGGCUAAUGUUUCAGUUGCUGUUGGUAGUUUGGUGCAGCAGGAAUAGCUGAGGAGUGCGGUCGAUUUUCUUUUGACUGAACUGUAGAAUACUUAUUGAAUUUGUAAACUACAAGAGAACCUUUUUCUGUAACACACGCGUUGCCGUGAUGGCGCUCAAACGGAACUGCUUCGUUUUCUUUCUGAUGUGGCAAACCGUGAAUGGGGACGUGAGCUAUUCCUUUCAGGAGGAAAUGAAGCGCGGAUCUGUUAUUGGGAAUAUAGCGAAGGAUCUUAACCUGGACUCGAGUAAACUGUCUGCUAGAAAUGCCCGUGUUGAUGCCACAGGGAAUCGCAAGCGUUACUGUGAUAUCAGUCUCAGUACCGGAGAUUUAAUUGUUGCAGACAGGAUCGACCGAGAGGGGCUUUGUGGCGAAAAGCUGUCCUGUGUCAUAAAACGCGAUCUUGUACUGGAGAAUCCUCUGGAGCUGCAUCCGUUCAGUCUUCACAUUCAAGAUAUUAAUGAUAAUUCCCCACAAUUUAAGGAAGAAUCGAUUAAUAUAGAAAUUAGAGAGUCUGCAGACAGGGGAGCUCGUUUUGUGAUAGAGGAGGCCCACGAUGCGGAUGUAGGACAAAAUUCAGUUCAACAAUACAGCCUGAAGAAGAAUGAACAUUUCAUUUUGGCUUCUAAUGGAAACACAAUAGAGCUUGUUCUUGAUAAAGAGCUUGAUCGUGAAAAACAGCAAGAGAUCAAUCUGCUCCUUACAGCUUUAGAUGGUGGCUCUCCUCAGAGAUCAGGUACUGUAGUCAUACACGUCACUGUGCUGGAUGCUAAUGAUAACGCCCCAGUGUUUAGUCAGGCCGUUUAUAAAGCCCGUCUGCCUGAAAACUCUCCUUUAGACACUGUGGUGGUCACAGUGAGUGCAACUGAUGCAGAUGAGGGAGUCAAUGGAGAUGUAACCUAUGAAUUUGGACAUGUUUCAGAAGAUGUGAAGAAAGUUUUUAGUAUUGACCGUAAAAAUGGAAAAAUAAAAGUAAAUGGUGAGAUUGACUUUGAAAGUGUUACAACCUAUGAUUUGCGCAUUAAAGCUAAAGAUGGUUUAGGAUUAUCGUCAUACACAAAGGUAACACUUGAUGUCACAGAUGUCAAUGACAACAUACCUGUAAUCUAUGUGAAAUCUCUGGCAAAUCCAGUACCGGAGAAUGUGUCACCUGGUACAGAGGUGGGCAUCAUUAAUGUGCAAGAUGCAGAUUCUGAGAAUAACCAACAGGUCCGCUGCUCCAUUCAGCAAAACGUCCCUUUUAAGUUGGUUCCUUCUAUUAAAAACUAUUAUUCUCUGGUGACCACAGGACAACUGGACCGUGAACUAGUGUCUGAUUACAACAUUACAAUCACUGCCACUGACGAGGGCUCUCCACCUCUGUCCUCCUCUAAAACUGUUCAGUUAUCUGUAGCAGACAUCAACGACAACCCACCUGUGUUUGAGGAACAGUCCUACAGCGCAUAUGUGACUGAAAAUAACAAACCUGGCUCCACUUUAUGUUCCGUUACUGCUCGAGACCCCGACUGGAGACAAAACGGUACAGUGAUUUAUUCUCUGUUAGCUGGUGAGGUGAACGGUGCCCCGGCGUCUUCCUAUCUGUCUGUCAACGGAGACACGGGGGUGAUCCACGCUGUGAGGUCGUUUGAUUAUGAACAGUUCAGGAGUUUUAAAGUCCACCUGAUGGCCAGAGACAAUGGUUCUCCUCCGCUCAGCAGCAACGUGACCGUCAGUGUCUUCAUAUCUGAUGUGAAUGACAACUCUCCUCAGAUACUGUACCCCGCCCCUGAGGGCAACUCGUUCAUGACCGAGCUGGUCCCCAAAGCUGCACACGGAGGCUCUCUGGUGUCCAAAGUGAUAGCGGUGGACGCGGACUCCGGACAGAACGCCUGGCUGUCCUAUCAUAUAGUCAAAUCCACUGAUCAGGGACUUUUCACUAUUGGUCUCCACAGUGGAGAGAUCAGGACACAGCGGGACAUUUCCGAAUCAGACAGCAUGAAACAGAAC